Parnassius apollo (apollo) is the source of this 942-nucleotide messenger RNA. Lineage: Eukaryota; Metazoa; Arthropoda; Insecta; Lepidoptera; Papilionidae. The record is from the annotation of a GenBank genome assembly.
AUGCAGUCAUUAGAUACAGGAUUUUUUGGCCCACUGAAAAAAGCUUACGCUACAGCUUGCGACAACUGGCAAGUUUCUCAUCCUGGUCAAGCUAUCACACAGUUUCAGGUUGUCCAACUAUUUGGAACAGCAUAUUUAAACGUUGCUAAAAUGGAAAGAGCUAAAAAAGCUUUUGAAUCCUGUGGUAUCUGGCCUUUUAACGACCAAGUGUUUACAGAUGAAGAUUUUUCCCCAUCGGAAGUAACCGAUCAUCCAUUUCCACUAACUGAAUCGCGAGAAAACGAACAAACGUCAACUCAGGCUGAGUCACAAAUGCCAUCUGUUGUUACAGAAACUGUAGGCACAGGAGACAGUUUAGACUUAGCUGCUCAACCAUCAAAUUGUCAUCUAGCUGAAACUGCAAACAAAUGCUGUGUUGGUUCACUUGCACUAGGUUUAUCUGCUCAACCAUCACAUUGUGAUCUAGCUGAAGCUUCAAAAGAAGGCUGCGACAGUUCUGCUCUACUUUCACAAUCUAAAGAUGCUGCGCCAAUCAAUGAACCUAUAAGAGAUAUUACUAAUAAAUCCACAGCAUCCCCGUCCACCUUCUUUAUAAAACCAUCCGACAUCCGUCUCUUGCCAAAAGCUAAUAUACAAAAGAAAAGAAAUAUAAAACAAAAAAAAUCUGAAAUACUUACGAGUGCUCAAGUGCGAGUGAGAACAAAAAAGAAGCGACCGCAAACAGCAAAAACCACAAAGACAAAGAAUAAUAAUCAAAAUAGACCCAUUUUGGCACAAACAGGUACAGGCAGAGAAGUAAUUCGCUGCCCUCUUUGCAUGGAGGUUUAUACUGAGCCUCCAGAUGAAGACUGGAUCCAGUGCGGUCGGUGCGAGGCUUGGUGGCAUGACGAGUGCACCGACUACCUUGGUUUUGGAAAUUUUAAAUGUGAUAAUUGUUUAUAA